Messenger RNA from Sphaerodactylus townsendi, 974 nucleotides. RefSeq names its product dickkopf-related protein 1-like. Gene Ontology annotation, molecular function: receptor antagonist activity; co-receptor binding. The record is from RefSeq and is a predicted model, not a curated record. Gene Ontology annotation, biological process: multicellular organism development; negative regulation of canonical Wnt signaling pathway. NCBI's taxonomy places the organism in Eukaryota, Metazoa, Chordata, Lepidosauria, Squamata, Sphaerodactylidae. Gene Ontology annotation, cellular component: extracellular region. The transcript has 6 exons. The coding region runs from base 1 to 705 and encodes 234 amino acids.
AUGGUUGGCCAGUAUUGUGAGAAUGGCUUUUCUGCUGUCCGGAAGAUACCUGCAACUCUCUCAGAGGAAGGGAGAAAGCAUUUUAUUUUUAGCAGUCUCCUUCAGCCCAGGGCCUUCAUGAUGAAGACGCAUCUCUGCCUUAUCAUCGUCCUUCUCUGCUCUUCACCUGCAGCGCAGGGCUACAUCUGGGCAUGGAUGUACUCGUUACCUUAUCAGAAUCCCGGUGAGGUGGCAUCCUUCAAAGGCUCCAGACCGUCUGCUCACCAGGACCUGAAGGUGGCUGUGUGCAGCCAGGAAACCCAUUGUCCCCACGGGUUCUUCUGUGACCACCAUUUUGGGCUCUGCCUAACCCUCCGAGAAGAAGGGGAGUACUGCCGUCGGGAUGCCCACUGCGCCAGGGGCUUGAGCUGCAUGUUUGGCAAAUGCCACACAACUGUGCCAGGUGGACAGGAAGGUUCUCGCUGCCACCGGGAUACAGACUGUGCGCCUGAUGCUUGCUGUGCCCGACUCCACGGGGAGAUGGUUUGCAAGAAACGGCUGCAUUUAGGUGAAGGAUGCUAUAUCCCCCAAGGAGGAAUUGCAUUCAGCUUGAACCAAGUGUGUCCCUGCCUAGAAGGGCUGGUUUGCAGAAGGACCCCUCCUAACCAACAGGCCCCAUCAGAGUACUGGCCGGAUAAAGGCGAUUGGAGAUGCCAGAAAAAAUAAGAAAGUGGCCACCCACCUCCCCGCCCCAACCAGCCCAACAUUUUUAAAUAACCUGUGUAAAUAUCACUGUAUAUAGAGUUGCUCCGCCCUUUGUUUCUCAGAUAUGGGCAUUUUCAAAUAAAACAAGUUCUUUAAGUGUGGGUCUGCCCCACUCAUGUGUAAAAUCUCUGUAGGGUUAUUGUUGAAGGCUUUCACAGCCAGAUUCAACUGGCUGUUGUGGGUUUUCUGGGCUGUGUGGCCAUGGUCUGGUAGUUUUGCCUCCUAACAUU